GCCUGACUCAGCCCUCUGGUCUGGCCCUCCUCUGGACUAAAACUGGAGCCAAAGUGUCUCCUGAAGUCUGCGUGUGAGCACAGAGUUGUCCUUGUCCUUUGUAUGAUGUCUCCUCUGGUGGCCCGCCUGCUGCUGCUGCUCUGUGUGAUUUUACCUCUUUACGGUGUAGAAAAGGUGAAAAAUAGAGGCUACAGAAAGGAGCCUGACCUUGACAAGUGCAGUGGAAAUGAUGCAGAAAAGCCCAACUGCACUCGAGAAGGAAGAAGAUCUGCUUAUUUGCACAAAAUGUAUGGCAGCUGCAUGCAGGGACCAGCAGGCACCCCUGGUAGAGACGGCAGCCCCGGUGCCAAUGGCAUCCCAGGGACGCCAGGUAUCCCCGGCCGUGAUGGGAUCAAAGGCGAGAAAGGUGAAUGCGUGAGUGAGAUCUUUGAGGAACCUUGGAAGCCAAACUACAAGCAGUGUGCCUGGAACUCUCUGAAUUAUGGGAUCGACCUUGGAAAAGUAGCUGACUGUACUUUCACCAAGCUGCGCUCAGACAGCGCGCUCAGAGUCCUCUUCAGCAGCUCCCUCAGGCUCAAGUGUAAGAGCGCAUGCUGUCAGCGCUGGUACUUCACCUUCAACGGGGCCGAGUGCACAGGACCUCUGCCCAUUGAGUCCAUCAUCUACCUGGACCAAGGAAGUCCAGAGCUCAACUCAACCAUCAACAUCCACAGAACAUCUGCAGUGGAAGGGCUGUGCGACGGCGUGAAGGCCGGGCUGGUGGACGUGGCCAUCUGGGUCGGGACCUGUGCUGACUACCCGAGAGGUGAUGCCUCCACAGGCUGGAACUCCGUAUCCAGGAUUUUAAUCGAGGAACUGCCUAAAUAAAAAUCUCUUCCAUAAAGGGGAGGAGUCGGUCCUGAUAGUAUAACCGUGUGUUUUCGGGCCUUCCAAAAUGAUCAGGUAUGGUUCACUCAGGCAGAACAGUCACUGAACUUGAAUGUUUUUGGUUUUCUUUAAAUACUGUUCUCUCUGACAGGCUGUAAACAGGAAUACUGUCAUUCUGUUAUCCAGAAAUAGUUUGGGUGCUGUCAGAAAAUACAGUAUUCACUUAAAAGUCAAUGAUGAUGAUAAAGUAUAAGCACAGCCUGUUUCCAUGCAUUACUGCUGUUAAUAAAGUAACUUUU
Thalassophryne amazonica is the source of this 1166-nucleotide messenger RNA. Its product is annotated as collagen triple helix repeat-containing protein 1-like. The record is from RefSeq and is a predicted model, not a curated record. The transcript has 5 exons. The coding region runs from base 103 to 867 and encodes 254 amino acids. Lineage: Eukaryota; Metazoa; Chordata; Actinopteri; Batrachoidiformes; Batrachoididae.